This is a messenger RNA of Plectropomus leopardus (leopard coralgrouper), 5830 nucleotides long. The record is from RefSeq and is a predicted model, not a curated record. Lineage: Eukaryota; Metazoa; Chordata; Actinopteri; Perciformes; Serranidae.
ACCGGAGAAGGAGGAGGAGGAGGAGGAGGAGGAGGACGCUGAAACUGAAGGAAUGUGCCGUUUCAUUGACACGGUCUCGUAAAGUCACAUCAGCAGAAACAUGUGAAGACUCUUGUGGAUAUUUGACCUGCAAGUUAGCCUUCAACAACAAAAAGGCGAAGGUCUCCUCUCUUAUUCCCCUCAUCCGUUCAUUCCGCUUCCUCUGCAGUUUCCUCGCAGGCCCGUUGAACAUGGAGGGCCGGCGGGCUACGCGCAGGACUUUCUCACCUGACCCUAAAGUAGGAGCUUUAACUUCUCUGCUAGGCUUCUGGCUCUUAGUGAUCCCUGCUUUGUGCAGUGGGCAGACAUUCACUAGUUUCCACCCUGAACGUCGGGACUGGGUUUUUAACCACCUGACGGUUCACCAAACCACAGGAGCGUUGUAUAUUGGAGCAGUUAACCGUGUGUACAAGCUCUCAGGCAACCUGACCCUCUUAGUUUCCCACGAUACAGGCCCAGAGGAUGACAACAAGGCCUGCUACCCCCCUCUGAUUGUCCAGCCCUGCUCCGAGCCCCUCGUCUCCACCAACAAUGUCAACAAGCUUCUCCUGAUCGAUUAUUCCCAAAACAGGUUGCUGGCCUGUGGCAGCCUCUACCAGGGAGUCUGUAAACUCCUUAGACUGGAUGAUCUUUUUAUCUUAGUGGAGCCCUCCCACAAGAAGGAGCACUACCUCUCCAGCGUCAACCAGACUGGGACCAUGUACGGGGUCAUUGUGCCGUCACAGGGACAGGAUGGCACUCUGUUUAUUGGCACAGCAGUGGAUGGAAAGCAGGAUUACUUCCCCACCAUCUCCAGCAGAAAGCUGCCCCGCGACCCUGAGUCUUCUGCGAUGCUCGACUACGAAUUGCACACUGACUUUGUGUCCUCUCUCAUCAAGAUCCCAUCAGACACACUCGCCCUCGUCUCCCACUUUGACAUCUACUAUGUUUACGGCUUUGCCAGUGGCAGCUUUGUUUACUUCCUCACCGUGCAGCCCGAGACGCCGGAGAACAGCAUGUCGUCAAGUGGAUCCACUAGCGACCUCUUCUACACCUCUCGCAUCGUCCGCCUCUGCAAGGACGAUCGCAAGUUUCACUCUUAUGUCUCUCUGCCCGUCGGCUGUGUGAAGAACGGAGUCGAGUACCGGCUACUGCAGGCCGCUUACCUCGGCAAGCCAGGUCGCGUUCUCGCCGCCUCGCUCAACAUCAGUGCUCAAGACGACGUACUCUUCACCAUCUUCUCCAAGGGCCAGAAGCAGUUUCAUCGCCCGCCGGAUGACUCGGCACUCUGCGUCUUCACCAUCCGAGACAUCAAUGCUCGGAUCAAGGACCGUCUGCAGUCCUGUUACCAGGGGGAAGGAAACCUGGAGCUCAACUGGCUGCUGGGAAAGGAUGUGCAGUGCACCAAAGCGCCGGUGCCCAUUGACGACUCCUUCUGCGGUCUGGACAUCAACCAGCCGCUUGGUGGUUCUCAGCUGGUCACCGGUCACACUCUAUACACAGAGACUCGGGACCGCAUGACGUCUGUCACCUCCUACGUCUACAAUGGCUACUGUGUUGCUUUCGUUGGCACCAAGAGUGGACGCCUGAAGAAGAUUCGUGUCGAUGGGCCUCCACACGGCGGCGUCCAGUACGAGACGAUAUCGGUCAUCAAGGACGGCAGCCCCAUCCUGCGAGAUAUGGCCUUCUCCCUGGACCGUAACUACCUCUACGUCAUGUCUGAGAGACAGGUUACCCAAGUCCCUAUCGAGUCAUGUGAGCAGUACGGGACCUGCGGAGAGUGUUUGAGCUCUGGGGACCCUCACUGUGGUUGGUGUGUCCUGCACAAUAUCUGCUCUCAGAGGAACCGCUGUGAGCGGGCAGACGAGCCAUACCGUUUCGCCGCCUCGCUCAAUCAAUGUGUGAAGGCCACCGUGUACCCAGACAGCAUUGCGGUGUCCGAGCCCAGUGUACCUCUGCUGGUGAAGGUGAGCCACGUUCCAGACCUUUCUGCCGGCAUCACCUGCUCCUUUGGCAACCUGACGGAGGUGGAGGGGCAGGUCAACGGCAACCAGAUACUCUGUGUGUCUCCUGCUGCCAAGGAUGUCCCCCUCAUCCCCACUGACCAAGAUUGGUCAGGCGUUGAGCUGAGGCUCAACUCUAAGGAGACCGGUCAGAUGCUUAUCAGCACAGAGGUCAAGUUUUACAACUGCAGCGUCCACCAACUGUGUCUGUCAUGUGUGAACAGUGCCUUCCGCUGCCACUGGUGCAAGUACCGCAACUUGUGUACCCAUGACCCCUCCAGCUGUUCCUUCCAGGAGGGACGAGUCAACGCCUCUGAGGACUGUCCCCAGCUGGUGCGCUCGGAGGAGAUUCUGAUCCCAGCAGGGGAGGUGAAGCCCAUCACCCUGAAGGCCAGGAACCUGCCGCAGCCCCAGUCUGGCCAGCGAGGCUAUGAGUGCGUCCUCCACAUCCAGGGGGUCAGCCACCGAGUCACCGCCCUUCGCUUCAACAGCUCCAGCGUGCAGUGCCAGAACAGCUCGUAUCUGUACGAGGGGAUGAAAAUCAGCGAGCUGCCUGUGGAUUUCUCGGUGGUGUGGAACGGCAACUUCAUCAUUGAUAACCCGGAGAAUAUCCAAGUGCACCUGUACAAGUGCGCAGCCCAGCGGGACAGCUGCGGCACGUGUCUGAAAGCGGAGAGGAAGUUCCAGUGUGGCUGGUGCAGCGGAGAGGGAAGGUGCACCCUGCGGCACCACUGCCCCCCCAUCAAUCCGUACACCACCCGCUGGCUGAACCUGUCCAGUAAGAACGUCAAGUGCACCAACCCACGCAUCACUGAGGUCAGUACCCAUAAUCCUCGGAUUGUAUGUGUGAUGGACGCAGCUCAUGCGGACAGCCGACCUGGUCCAGUCCAGCUGUGCGUUGGAGAGUGCAGACCAGAACUCAGGGCUCGCUCCUCGCAACACUACUCCUUUGUGACUCCCACAGUCACAGGUCUGUCCCCAAACAGAGGUCCAGAGUCUGGGGGCACCAAAGUGACCAUAAUGGGAGAUAACCUCGGCGCCGGCAGUAGUGUCAACGUUCAGUUUGGAAACCAGACGUGCGAGUUCUUUGGACGGACCAUGACGGAGAUAGUGUGCUACUCUGCCCCCUCCCUGUCUGGGGUCGGCCCGGUGCAGAUCAGUGUGAGCGUGGACCAUGCCCAAAUCAGGGAGAGCCUCACCUUCGACUACAUUGAAGACCCCACCGUGCAGCGCAUUGAACCAGACUGGAGCAUUGCAAGUGGUCACACCCCCCUGAUGGUGACAGGGACCAAUCUGGACGUGGUUCAGGAGCCCAGGAUCCGAGUCAAAUACGCCGGCCGAGAGUCUGUCAACGUGUGUAAAGUGUUGAACACUACCAGUAUGAGCUGCUUCGCUCCCUCCCUGAUGGCAGAGUACAAUCCAGGUCUGGACACGGUGAAGCACGCCGACGAGUUUGGGUUUAUCUUCAACAACGUGCAGGCGCUGCUGGUCUACAACAACACCAACCUCCUCUACUAUCCAAACCCUUACUUUGAGCCCCUCAGCACCACCGGAGUCCUAGAACAAAAACCAGGAUCGCCCAUCAUUCUCAAGGGCAGAAACCUGGUUCCCCCCGCAGCAGGAGGGGUGAAGCUUAACUACACUGUGCUGAUAGGAGAGACUCCCUGCUCCGUCACCAUGUCCGAGAGCCAGCUGCUGUGCGAGCCGCCCAACCUCACCGGACAAUACAAAGUCAUGGUCCAGGUCGGCGGUCUCCACGUCUCUCCUGGCACGGUCCACAUCAUGUCUGACAGCCUGCUGACCCUCCCGGCCAUCGUCAGCAUCGCUGCCGGCGGAGGCCUCCUCCUCAUCAUCGUCAUCCUAGUCCUUAUCGCAUACAAGCGUAAGUCGCGUGAAAAUGACCUCACCCUGAAGCGCUUGCAGAUGCAAAUGGACAACCUGGAGUCACGUGUUGCCCUGGAGUGCAAAGAAGCUUUUGCUGAGCUGCAAACAGACAUCAAUGAGCUGACCAGCGACCUGGACAGAGCUGGAAUCCCCCAUCUGGACUACAGGACGUAUGCAAUGAGGGUGCUCUUCCCCGGCAUCGAGGAUCAUCCUGUCCUCAGAGAACUGGAGGUGUCAGGGAACGGACAGCAGAACGUGGAGAAAGCCCUGAAGCUGUUCGGCCAGCUCAUCAACAACAAGGUGUUCCUGCUCACCUUCAUACGAACGCUGGAAAUGCAGCGCUCGUUCUCCAUGAGGGACCGCGGCAACGUGGCCUCACUUAUCAUGACGGCCCUGCAGGGGCGACUGGAGUACGCCACCGACGUCCUCAAACACCUGCUGUCGGACCUCAUUGACCGCAACCUGGAGAGCAAGAACCAUCCCAAACUGCUGCUGCGCAGAACGGAGUCGGUUGCCGAGAAGAUGCUUACAAACUGGUUUGCCUUCCUCCUUCACAAAUUCCUCAAGGAGUGUGCCGGGGAGCCUCUGUUCAUGCUGUACUGCGCCAUCAAGCAGCAGAUGGAAAAGGGGCCCAUUGACGCCAUCACUGGAGAGGCCCGCUACUCCCUCAGUGAAGACAAGCUCAUCCGCCAGCAGAUCGAGUACAAAACCCUGAUCCUAAACUGCGUGAAUCCCGACAAUGAGAACAGUCCGGAGAUUCCAGUAAAGGUGCUCAACUGUGACACCAUCACUCAAGUGAAGGAGAAGAUACUGGACGCCGUUUACAAGAACAUGCCCUAUUCUCAGCGGCCACGUGCCGUCGACAUGGACCUCGAGUGGCGUCAGGGGCGAAUGGCUCGUGUGGUGCUGCAGGAUGAAGACAUCACCACCAAGAUAGAAAAUGACUGGAAGAGACUCAACACCCUCAUGCACUAUCAGGUGUCAGACCGCUGCGUCGUGGCUUUGGUGCCCAAACAGACCUCAUCAUACAACAUCCCUUCCUCAGCCAGCAUAUCCCGCACCUCCAUCAGCAGAUAUGAUUCUUCAUUCCGCUACACGGGCAGUCCCGACAGCCUCCGCUCACGUGCUCCCAUGAUCACGCCUGAUCUAGAAAGUGGCGUGAAGGUGUGGCACCUGGUGAAGAACCACGAACACGGAGACCAGAAGGAAGGAGACCGCGGUAGCAAGAUGGUCUCUGAGAUUUAUCUGACCAGGCUGCUCGCUACCAAGGGUACUCUACAAAAAUUUGUCGACGAUCUCUUCGAGACGUUGUUCAGUACAGUCCACAGAGGGAGCACCCUUCCCCUCGCCAUCAAAUACAUGUUUGACUUCCUGGACGAGCAGGCAGACAAACAUGGCAUUCAUGACACAGACGUACGUCACACGUGGAAAAGCAACUGCCUUCCAUUGCGUUUCUGGGUGAACGUGAUCAAGAACCCGCAGUUUGUGUUUGACAUCCAUAAGAGCAGCAUCACGGAUGCCUGUCUGUCUGUAGUAGCUCAGACCUUUAUGGAUUCUUGCUCCACUUCAGAGCACCGCCUGGGCAAAGACUCCCCGUCCAAUAAGCUGCUCUAUGCUAAAGAUAUCCCCAAUUACAAGAGCUGGGUAGAGAGGUACUACGCCGACAUCAACCGGCUGCCAGCCAUUAGUGACCAGGACAUGAAUGCCUAUUUGGCAGAACAGGCCAGACUCCACUCCACAGAGUUUAACAUGCUCAGCGCUCUCAAUGAGAUCUACUCUUACGUCAGCAAGUACAGUGAGGAGAUCACAGCGGCUCUGGAGCAGGACGAACAGGCGAGGAAGCAGAGGUUGGCCUACAAGGUGGAGCAGCUCAUCUCUGCCAUGUCCCUGGAGAGCUGAGAGCGGCCGCGUCCCAAAGAGAGAGA